This is a messenger RNA of Phasianus colchicus (ring-necked pheasant), 4993 nucleotides long. RefSeq names its product chromosome 22 C1orf174 homolog (gene C22H1orf174). The record is from RefSeq and is a predicted model, not a curated record. NCBI's taxonomy places the organism in Eukaryota, Metazoa, Chordata, Aves, Galliformes, Phasianidae.
UAAUAAAAACCACUUUUUAAUAUGGUUGAGGCUAAGUCCUCUUUUAUGUGGAAAUGUGAAUUUAAUGUAAAUAGUUUGCGCUGCUCUUCUUCUCUUUAAGGGCUUGUUGGCUGCUGGCAGCUCUGUGCAGUCUUUCAAGGCACUCCAGAGGCACUGAGCUCUGAGAUGUGGGCAGAUCUCUGAGGGGGUUCUUGCUGCCUCUCCUAGGGGCCUCUCUGCAAUGGACGUUUUCUCAGACAGCAAUCAGAAAAUGCAACAUCUGCCGUUGUGAAAUUGCCCCCAUUUUCCCAUGGAGGAAGGUUGUUAUUGAGGAAGAACGCAGUGCAUGGGAUCCAGGAGCUUUGCAAAGAAGCUUUACAGGUUGAUGGCUGGACUUGACAAUCUCAGAAGUCUUUCCAACCUUUAUGAUGCUGAUUCUAAGCCCUGGCGUUCUGGCUUUGUCUGUGCAAGGUGUGCACAGACAAGGAUGUGGAUGGAUGUGUCCAAGGCCACCUGGCUGAGUCUGGCACCUCAAUGUUAUGGAAACCAUUCAUUCACAUCUCCAAAAUCCUUUUUUUUUUUCUUUUCUUGCUAUUUUCACAGAGGAAAUUGAAGCGGCAACCAAGCUUUCCUGCAUCAGAAAUGCUGCUCUGCAGCCAGUUCCAGUCUCUCCUGUUUACGAGGCAGUAUAAGUUUUCACUGUAUAAUAAAAACAAUCAUCUGUAUUCCUUGGCUGCGAGCAACAACACUGACAGUGGAGCAAGUUUUGGUGCUUUGGAGGAGAAUAUGAAUCAUCUCAGCCACAGAACAAAGCGCAGAAGACCCCUGAGCACUGAGCAAAGCUGCACAACAACGCACCAGGCCUGUUCUCCAACCUCUGCAGGCGUUGCGGUGCUGAGAAAAAGCAUCCGAGAGCUGAAUAUCCUCAGAGGAAUAUUGCUGCCACAUCUCUGAGGUUUAAACUGUUGCUCGUGUGGCUUUUUUUUCAGGCCAGGAUGCACAGAUGGGAAUGUUAUCUUCUGGAUUGGGGCGGGAGCGCAGGUAGCAGCCCCAAACUGAGGAGAAUUGUGGCUCUGAAGCAAGGAAGCACGUUAUCCAUGCAGAAUUACAGAGAUCCCCAUCGUGUCCCCAAAGCACGCAGUUAACAGGGGGCAGAGAUGUGGUUUUGUGCUAUGGGCACAGCUGUAGGCUUGAGCUGCCCACAGCCAUCGCCCCCCACGAGGCCACACGAAGCUAAUGAAACUCAUGGCUCUCCUCACACUCCUUGAAGUUAAGGAGGGAUUUGUGUUCCUGACACCAUUCGUUUCCCAAGGGCUGGAUCAUGACCUUUCCAAUGCACAUCUUAGAACCAAAGCUUCCAGAAAGAAGGCGCUGGAAAGCUAAAGACCUGACGUGAUUAUCACCCGCACAGCCUGCACGCAAAUUUAUUUCAGUUUCUUUCCAGAAGAAACGCUCGGCGCUGCGUUUCGCCUCAACAAAAGGCGGUUUAACGUCCCGAUGGCCCCGGAUACCCGGCAGCCAGCGGCCUCUCCCCGCCCCUCCUGUGGGGAAGGGCGGCCCGCAGCGCGGCGCUCGCACCAGGCGGGCAUCGCCGCCCCUCCCCAAGAUGGCGGCGGGCGGGAAGGCGCGAGCCGGGGCAGGCGGCGGGAGGAGGCGGCAGACUUGUUCACACAAAGCAGCUGGGAAACGGCCCACCAAGAGGCUAAAAUGUGAAAGAAACAGUCUGAUGAAGUCAGGACUGGAAGGCUGUAUGUGUGGGGGUGAGAACCUUCCUGCACCUGAAGCACCUGCUGAGGGCUCGACUUCAGAAGGUACAGGAGAUCACCAGGUAAUUCAACGGGAAAAAAGUGAAAGCAUCCCAGAGACGGGUGGAGAAAAACAGAAGGAAGGUGAUGUUUCUUCAAAGCCGUGUGCAGCGAAAUCAAGGAGUGCUCCUUCAAAAACAGAAAGCAGUGAGAAUCUGCAAGAUCGUGCCUGCAGGGAGGAGGAGAGCAGCUGUGAGAGCUUGCUUUUGGAAGGGACGGGCUUGAAGGAUGGAGACAUCCCUAAGAAACUAACAGAACUUGAUAACAGUGCUUUCUUGGAUGACGACAGUAACCAGCCGAUGCCAGUGGAUCGGUUCUUUGGAAACAUUGACUUUAUGCAGGACCAGCUAGCAGCUGUACUCCCGAGCACAGCAAUGAGCAGGAGGGAAUACAGAAGGCUGCAUUUCAUUGCCAAGGAAGACGAGGAGGAGGACGAGGAUGCUCUCUAGCAGCAAACUGUAAAAGAGAGGAAACUUUGUUUUCAGUUUUCUUUGUCUUUCUACCACUGUAAUGGUGGCUGGCUGUAUCACUAGCAUGAUGUCAGUGUUUGCAUUUUCUUAGAGAACGGGUAGAGUCUUCUUCUACAGAGUUGUCAGAUACAGGAUUCCCUACUCUUUUUCUGGGGCAGUGUUUGACUGAAUUCUCAGAGAACUGGACAUAAAUUGUAAUUUAUUAUUAAUCGCUAGUACUUAGAAGAAAGCAUGGAAAAUAUCAGCUCCUAAUGUUACAAGACUGAACUCAUAUUUACAGCAAACACUUGGCCUAUUCUCACUUAUUUUUGAAAAAUUAUCAUCUUAGGACAGUUCUUUUAUUUCUGUGAUGUCUGCCAUUACAGCAUCUUGCUAGUAAUGCAGCCACUUGACUGGCCCACUUUAAAGAGGGACACCAGCCUCUGUUGUGCAAGUUGUUUUGCAUUGUUUACCUUUAAAAUGCAGUUCUGCUGGCAAAACUCAAUGCACAUAUGUGACUAUGAAUUCAAUGCUUUUUAUCUCCAGACAUUAAGUAGUUCGUAUUGCUCCUCUGUUCUCUGAACAACCAUGUGAAGCUCACAGCUUCCGUCUUCCACAUCAGCUGUAAGCACUGCCCUUUUAACAGCUCUGUAAUGCAAGAUUGUUCAGUAUUUUCAACUGACUUCCAAAGGUUACGAACAGAAAUGUUGUAAACAAACACAUUGGCAGUGAUAAAGGCAGAACAGAAUCUCUCAGUAGGACUUUACUGGUAGACAAACAAGUACUGAUGGCCAAGUAGAUAUGGGUCAGUCCUUCAAAUCUGUUAUUUCUGGCCUGCAUUUUUAGAAGAUGAUGAGCAACCUCACAUGAUUCCAGGAAUUGCUAACUCAUCCAGUGUCCAUGAUAAUACUUUUAAAGUGUGAUUCUGCAAGAAGCUCUCAGAUAUUUAUUAUUGUAAAAAUAAAGAAACUAUUUCUAAAAAGAGUGAGAAAAUAUGAUCAGCAGAUGGUUUAACUCAAUAUUAAUUUCUACAGCUACAGUAUGUUGAACAUUCAAAAAUCUGAAGCCAAACAAAUUGUAUAUGCAUGACAUGUUAAUUUAUUCAAAUUCCCACUCCAGUUGAUGUAUUGUUUCUGUCAGUGCUAGUUCUUGGCUCCUUUUUACUCUUAAGUCUGUAACAUUGAAAAAAAUCUUCAUAUUUUAGCGUACUCGUGGUUUUCAUCACAACUCCAUCUAAAAGCAGUUCUCCCAGCUUUCCUUAAAUGCCAUAUUAGCUAAUUUUUUUUUCCUAUGCAGUAUCUUCACACACACACGCUCGGUGCAGAAUGGUGUUCGUAAGAAAUGUGCUACGCUGACAGCACAAUGCUUGUCAGAAUCUUUACUGCACUCCUUUCCCCAGUACCAAAACACCAGAAUGUGCAUUUUCACCUUUGUUACUGUUGAUGUAUAUUCAGUAAGAUGAUCAGGAUGGCUCAAUCCAAUGGUGCUGGAACUCCUUACUAAAAAUGCACCUGCCUUUUUCAUGUUGAAACGUUUGGGAAAGGAAUUGAAUUGUUGCUUUAAUUAGCACUGUCUGUAGCAAAGCUCCUGCAUUUCCAAGUCCUAGCAAGUCAGGACUCACACAGCAAUACCAUCUUAAUAAUAAUCCUGUCUGAACGGGAUGAAUUUAUCUGAUAAGAAAGAAAACCAGUGAUAGGAAGAAAAUGGAAAAAAAAAUCCAAAACCAACAACCAAAGUAAACACCCAGAAGUUUCCUUUGAGAUAAAUGAUGUUAAUGUCUGGUAAAUAUCCACUACUUAAUUGAUAAGCAUCUUUUUCUGGGCUAAAUCUUUCUAGUCUGCAGUGGUCGUGCUGUAUUAUACCUUACUGUUGACUACUCAUGCAUCUCUACCUCCACAUACACACACAGAAAGAUGGCAGUGAUUUUACUUUUAUUUUUUGAUUUAAAAAAUACUCAUCCCUGAGAGUUCAGUUGCUAUCAGCUGAUAUUUAGAAAAAAAAAAUGUAAAAAAUGAUCUAUUUGUAUUUUGUUACCUGAGAGGUAGUGCUUUACAGAAGCAGUAUUCUGCAGACAAACAUGAUUACUGUAUAAUAAGACUCUAUGUGUUGCCUCAAGAAAGCUCAAUUAGAGAGGCAAAGAGUGAAAGGUGAAGGAAAUCAGUGGGAAAGAUGACAGCACAAUGGUGGUAAAAGCAGAGAUGCACCACAGCCCUGCUUACUCCUAGAAGACCUGCAUCUAUGUAGCAGUAGAUUGAAUGGUCACAGAUGAGUGCAGAUAUUUUCGUAGAGAAAAGCCAGCAGCUCUGCCACUGAAUUAUUUGGACUAUCUGGGGUACGGUGCCCGUCUUCCUGGUGCAGGCACAGAAUAAUUAUCCUAAAGUAUUCUCUGGCUUAACAUUGAGAGCAGUAUCAAUCUACUUUGAAUCAUUUGUAAGAAAGUUCAGUUUCUGUACCAUGCAUUUUGCACCUACAUUUAUCACAGCAAGCAAGAAAUCAUAAGGUAUCAUCAGUGUCAGCUUCUGGCCUCUGUUUUGCACACUGCGGCUAUGAGUCAGCUUAUCACACUCAGCACAGUGUCAUCUAAGGUGGGAGAAUCAGGCACGAUCUGAAUGUGUGCUUUGUGAGAUUGCAGUUCAAUUAAUGCACUGGAGGUGAUAAAGGAAGAAGUCCUUGGCAGAAGAGACUUGCUAAGUAAGGUUUUGUUUAAGAAACAAGAGCUAUUUAAACAUGAUGCCAUCUUACAUGAUUUUGAAAUGGAAA